This is a messenger RNA of Chionomys nivalis (European snow vole), 1803 nucleotides long. RefSeq names its product otopetrin 1 (gene Otop1). The transcript is spliced from 6 exons. Gene Ontology annotation, biological process: proton transmembrane transport; inner ear morphogenesis. Gene Ontology annotation, cellular component: membrane. The coding region runs from base 1 to 1803 and encodes 600 amino acids. Gene Ontology annotation, molecular function: proton channel activity. NCBI's taxonomy places the organism in Eukaryota, Metazoa, Chordata, Mammalia, Rodentia, Cricetidae. The record is from RefSeq and is a predicted model, not a curated record.
AUGCCUGGGGGCCCGGGCGCGCCCUCCUCUCCCGCAACAUCCGCAGGUCCCUUCCCUGCCGCGCCGUUGGGGAUCGCGGCAUGCCCGUCGCCCCCACAACCCCUGACCGAGGGGUCUCCACGGGUCUCCGGUCCUCGGCGCGGCGCCAGCGUCCCACAGAAGCUGGCGGAGACUCUGAGCAGCCAAUACGGGCUGAAUGUGUUCGUGGCAGGGCUGCUGUUCCUGCUGGCCUGGGCGGUGCACGCGGCGGGUGUGGGCAAGAGCGACCUCCUGUGCGUGCUGACCGCGCUCAUGCUGCUGCAGUUGCUCUGGAUGCUGUGGUACGUGGGCCGCAGCUAUGUGCAGCGCCGCCUCAUCCGCCUCAAGGACACACACGCGGGUGCGCGCUGGCUCCGUGGUAGCAUCACACUGUUCGCCUUCAUCACCAUCAUCCUGGGAUGCUUGAAAGUCGCUUACUUCAUUGGAUUUUCCGAGUGCUUGUCAGCCACGGAGGGAGUGUUCCCCGUCACCCACGCUGUGCAUACACUGCUGCAGGUCUAUUUUCUCUGGGGCCACGCUAAGGAUAUUAUCCUGUCUUUCAAAACAUUGGAAAGGUUCGGGGUGAUCCACUCGGUGUUCACGAACUUGCUGUUGUGGGCCAACAGCGUCCUGAAUGAGUCAAAGCACCAACUGAACGAGCACAAGGAACGGCUUAUCACGCUGGGCUUCGGCAACAUCACCAUAGUUUUGGAUGACCACACACCACAGUGUAACUGCACGCCCCCGGCCCUCUGCUCUGCCCUCUCCCAUGGAAUCUACUAUCUGUACCCCUUCAACAUCGAGUAUCAGAUCCUGGCCUCCACCAUGCUCUAUGUGCUCUGGAAGAACAUUGGGCGCAGGGUGGACAACUCCCGGCACCAGAAGAUGCAGUGCAGAUUCGACGGGGUCCUGGUGGGCUCUGUUCUGGGCCUGACAGUGUUGGCUGCCACUAUCACCGUGGUUGUGGUGUACAUGAUCCAUAUUGGACGCUCCAAGUCCAAGAGCGAGUCGGCGCUCAUCUUGUUCUACUUGUAUGCUAUCACGGUGCUGCUGCUCAUGGGAGCUGCUGGGCUGGUAGGAACCUGGAUUUACAGGGUGGAUGAGAAAUCUCUGGAUGAGUCCAAAAACCCUGCACGUAAGCUGGAUGCCGACCUCUUGGUGGCCACAGCCUCAGGUUCAUGGCUCCUCUCCUGGGGCUCCAUUUUGGCCAUCGCUUGUGCUGAGACCCGACCGCCAUAUACCUGGUACAAUCUGCCCUACUCUGUCUUGGUGAUCUUGGAGAAGUAUGUCCAGAACCUUUUCAUCAUCGAGUCGGUGCACCGCGAGCCCGAGGGCAUCCCCGAGGAUGUGCGCACUCUGCGCGUGGUCACCGUCUGCAGUGGCGAAGCCGCUGUGCUGGCUGCAUCCAGUCUCGGGAGCCAGGGGUUGUCUCGGGAUGGAUCACCAGCGGUCAAUGGAAAUCUGCGUUUGCAGCAGGGAUAUCGUAAAGAGGACCAGGAGGCUGACUGGGAAGGGGCUGCGGGCACAGCCCGAUGUCCGGAUUUCCUGCAGGGUGGAGUCAAGAGGAGGAUCCUCAGAAACAUCACAGCCUUUCUGUUCCUUUGCAACAUCUCGCUUUGGAUCCCCCCUGCCUUUGGCUGCCGCCCCGAGUAUGACAACGGAUUAGAGGAAAUCGUCUUCGGCUUUGAACCCUGGAUAAUCGUGGUCAACCUGGCCAUGCCCUUCUCUAUUUUCUACCGGAUGCACGCAGCUGCUGCCCUCUUUGAGGUCUAUUGUAAGAUCUAG